Messenger RNA from Caenorhabditis bovis, 1071 nucleotides. The record is from the annotation of a GenBank genome assembly. NCBI's taxonomy places the organism in Eukaryota, Metazoa, Nematoda, Chromadorea, Rhabditida, Rhabditidae.
AUGGCAUGCUCUUCUCCAGUUAUGUCAUCGAGAGAUCUAUGGAGAGCAUUGUCGGGAGUGCUCUGCGUUUAUAAACAUUCUGGAAUCUCUACGGCCGCUAUUAAAAAAUUAAUCACGAAUUCAAUAACGGAAUCGGUGACCCAGAUUGAGUCAACAUCGCGCAUUCACCUUCCGGCGAUCAGUCUUCCAAUUGUUGAACCUCAUGAGCAAACUGGUGCAUUAGUAGUAGUCGGAAAGAGUGAAAUUGCGGAUUACAGGUAUCAUCCUCUAGUUUGUGGUGCUUCGAUCAGAAGUGAGGAUAUUAGAAUAGAAGACACGGUUCCCUUGGAUAUCAUUAGUUCAGGAGUAUGCUUGUUCGGACUAAACGACGGGUGCGACAUGCUCCCUGAGAUCUUAGCAAUGUCAUGGCCGAACGUAUAUAGAAUCGAUGGUAUCUUGGGAAGAUCGUUUGGAAAAAAAAAGAAGGAUGAUCAAAGUGGAGUCACGGACGCUUUGCGGGUAUCGCGAAAUCGUAUCGAAAAGGUCUUAAUGCGAAUGGAGUCCGAAUUUCGGGCGCUUUCCUUCAAAAACGCCAAUGUUGAUAUGGAGAGUGAUGAAGCGUUUGAAUUGGCGCGAAAAGGUUUGCCGAGGUCGCAACUGCCCGGUGCCCAAAAUGUCUACUCAAUUGAACUAAAUUGGUUCAAAACUCCAAGAUUCACGAUUACCGUUCAAACGUGUGGCGAAAAUGAUGAAAUGCUUAAAAAUCUAGUCAAUCAUAUUGGUGUCAACGUCGGUACUGGAGCGUUGGCAAUUCGUGUUCAACGUCAGUUUUUCGGACCAUUCUCCGGCUCCGACGCUCUUCUUGAGAAACAGCUUAACCUUCAGAAUAUUAUUCGGAAUAUUAGCUUGAAUAGUGCGAUUCUGGAAGCUUCCAAAGCGGAAAAUGGGAAAAUCGUCAAUGUGAAGGAUGUGAACACAAUGGAAGCUGAGAAGCGAGUUGAGGAAGUAUUCGAUGGGCUCGGACUCAAAGAGUCGAUUUCACUAGAUAAUUUUGAUGCUAUGCGACCGGCAUGGCCCCGUUAUUAUGAAUAA